This is a messenger RNA of Suillus paluster, 1224 nucleotides long. RefSeq lists its product as uncharacterized. The transcript has 5 exons. The record is from RefSeq and is a predicted model, not a curated record. Bases 1 to 1224 code for a protein of 407 amino acids. Lineage: Eukaryota; Fungi; Basidiomycota; Agaricomycetes; Boletales; Suillaceae.
AUGGCACAAGCACAUGCGCAGGCUACCACCAAUCUUGAACAGGCAUUGCGAGAAAUGCAACUCAAGUUGCUCAAACUUAAGGACGUCAACAAGGAGUUGACGGAAGAGAACAGGAUCCUCAAGGCAAAUCAGCCGAAGCAGAAGAAGAAGGGUCAAAACAUCCCCAAGGGACACAUGGCCUUUGAUGAAGAAAUCUGCCUAUGUGCUCGCAAAUACAGUACCUGCUAUGAAAUGUUUGUGCCAGACAGGCAACUCCUUCAGCAUCCAAAUCCCACGUUCGCUCCACCUCUCAAUGAACUGUCAUGCUAUGAAACGCCAGCCUCAAUAGAGUCAGCCCUGCUAUCCAAAUUGUUCAGUCUGCUUCCGUCACAUAUUCACCCUCUUUUCUUGGAGCUGAUCGUACUCAAGUUUGAGGAUGCGAUGAACAGUAGCCGCGCAUCUGAAAUCAAGAAACUGCACUCCAAAGUCGGGCUCAUUUUUGGUCUCCCUGAACAGUACUUCAGUGAUACAGCAUACAAUCGGGCAUCUGUGCCCGAGAUCCAGCAUCGCCUUGGUAUCACUACAUCACAGCGCACUCCCAAGCCUUUCCCACCUAUCCUUUUUCCUAACCCGGUUGAAGAUGCAUCUCUGAAGACACUCUUUGGAAACUGGGAAAUCUUCGGGAAGGCCAUCUGGAUAGUACUGUGGGGCGAAAAUUGGUUGACUGCACUACGAGCAGGAGGACCACCAUGCAAUGGUCAUAAGUGGGGGGUGACGUCUUUGACACCCGGUCUCUUGUCAUGGGUGGCAGUUGUUGUUAUCUUUCUGCUCAGUGCGGACAAUGAGUUUCGCUAUUCCGGAAAGGGUGAGACCACGAAGAUACAGUAUAACUAUAUGUUCUCCUCAUACAAGAAGAUUCUCAUCAAGAACUGGACCACAGAAUACACAUGCGACAUCGUGAAGAAACUCAAUAAUUUCAUUUUCACCCAUGGUUCAAGAGCAGCCAGUUCAAUGUCGGAUGACAAGGAUUUCACAGCGGCAAUGGAUCGUGCCUUGGUGGGUGUAACUGAAGGCGAGGAGAGUGUUGUGCAGCCUGACCUGUUGCUGGUGUGGGUACAACAAGUGCAGCAGAGAGAAGUCAAUCUACUACACAGUUGGGUCUUUGCUGCCUGCUGCCUCGCUUGGGAACAAGUGCGUUCGACCCUUAAGGGGAUUGCCACUGGGGAAACACUAGUCUCUGUCUAA